AGUGACGGGUCUUAGUGACGGACUCAAGUGACGGCGCCGAGCGCUGCUGGAAUGUCUGGAAGUGAGUCCUCCAACGCAUUACCGAUCCCCGCCAACCCUGGGUCAUGCAACGUUCCGGGAUCAUCGCUGUCGCGCCCGCUCGAUCCAAAUAUAUCUCGUCAGAUGUCGCACUUCGCCCACGAGGGGACAGCCACCUCCCCGGACGACCCACGUCUGACCGCCACCGCGGCCAUCGCGGCACCGUCUUUAUCCACAGGACCCCGCGACGGUGAGGCUCCCCUCGAAUAUGGAGUCGACUCGACGGACGCCGGCCUUUCCGCGCUAAUGGCGGUCCCACACUACCCCCAACUCGCACCCCCUCGUCGCACCGUGCUGUCCGUGUCCGAGCUCGUCAAUGCCGUCAUGGAGCCGGACACCUACUUCCGGCAUGGAGAUGCGCCCUCCGACCCCGCGCCGCCGCCGCCAACCUCCUCGUCUCCCCCGGCCGAGUUGUACAUGUCGGAUUCUGAAAUGACCGAUGUUCUCUCGGAUGUAGGCGGCGUGCCGCUGGGCCCGUACCUUGGGAAUGAUAUGAGCACGGGCGGUUUGGUCCACCAUGGGACCCUAGGACUUGGCGACGCGGCCUUGACGGACGAUAGCGAUGACGAGGGCGCCCAUGGCUUAAUUAUGGAUUUUGAUACACCGGUGGAACGGGCGACUCCUGUCUCCGUGCGCGAGGAUGAUUCCGACACGCGCGUUUUCUACGGCGGCCAGGAGGAUACCGAUGUCCGUGGGGAGCGUGGGGGGCGUGCGGAGCGUGCGGACUCUCUGCCGUCCGGUUCGCCUGUGAUUCAACCGUCGGAGGUCGAUGUCGGUGAUCCGUACAGCGGGUUCGAGGAGGAUGAUAUCAUGGCACAGCUGGCGGACGACCAGGGUCUAGGCGAAUUCAUUGUCGAUCAUCAAUUCCCGGAUAUGGACAUCCACGGUACAAUACAGGAGCGAAAUUUCAACAUCGAUCAGUUUAUCUUCCAGUGGCUGGUUCACUGGUCGAACGGGACGAUCCCCAGCAUCCCACACUUACGGACGCCGUCGCCGCAAGGUCCGAUCUCCAAUAUCGCGUGCUGGUCACCCCCGGAGAAGACCGUUCGGCCCGCGCGCUAUCGCGGAGACUUUUUCGAUCUUCAGCCCAUCCCCUGGUGGGAAACCCUCCGGGUCAAGCGCUCCGAUGCCCGCAAAUUCCGCGAUCAGGGCUACACCUCCUACCACAACCUGGAAUACUCGCAGCACCGGCCGGGGGCGCGGCUGCCGCAGGAGGAGUUCUACUUCCAGGAGAAGUCCAUGCACACCAAGUGCAAGGCGACGAUCGAACACUUCCAGCUCCGCAAUCUCAUGUCGGUGCCCGCGUACAACACCGUCCACUUCGCCCACCAGUGCAAGGUAUACUCGUGGGUGCCGGGCUACGACGACCUAACCUGCUUGAUCGACCUGUCGCAACAUCACGCCGAGUCCGCCCUCCAGGGCCGGGUGAAAAUCUCCACCAUGAAGUCAGCCUGCGAUGUGACCAUCGCCGGGGGGUUCACAGGGGAGUAUGCAUUGCGGGCGACAGGCACAGACGGGGCCGGCGUAGACGGCUACGUCACGCAAGACCCCAACGGCAUCACCAAUCACAUCGACAUCGUACCGAGCCGCACAAACCGCUCCCCGCAGGGGAUAUUCGCAUCCAACGACCGACACCUACGGGUACUCGACUGCGAAACCAACACCUUCAUCACAGACCACGAGCUCUCCCGAGCCAUCAACUGCACAGCGACCUCCCACGACGGCCGACUCCGCGUCGUCAUCGGCGACUCUCCCGAUGCCUGGGUAAUCGAAGCCGACACAGGCCGCCCCGUCCACCCACUCCGCGGGCACCGCGACUUUGGCUUCGCCUGCGCGUGGUCCCCCGACAUGCGACACAUCGCCACAAGCAACCAGGACAAAACCGCCAUCAUCUGGGACGCGCGCAUGUGGCGGGCCCUCGAGAAAAUCGAAUCCGACGUAGCCGGCUACCGCUCCCUCCGGUUCUCCCCCGUCGGCGGCGGCCCGCGCACCCUCCUCCUCACCGAACCAGCCGACCGCAUCGCGAUCGUCAACGCCCAGACCUACCAAACCCGCCAAGUCCACGACUUUUUCGGCGAAGUCGGCGGCGCGGAUUUCUCGCCCGACGGCUCCACCAUCUGGGUAGCCAACACCGACGAGCACUUUGGCGGGUUCAUGGAGUUCGAGCGACGGCAGUGGGGCCAGCGGUAUGGGCAGGGUCGGCGCGAGAUGCCGUGUGAGUGGGCGCGCGAGACGGACCUCGACGAUGAUGAGCGGUGUGUGCUUAGUGAGCGGGAAAGACAGUUGCGGUUUUUGUGGAAUUGGAGUGAGGACGAGUAUGAGGGGUUGUUGGUGUAGAUAUAUUUACUUUUUUUUUUUUUCACUUGUGUUUUUCUUUGUUUAUCUUUUAUUUUCUUCGGUGCUGCGGGCGGUAUGUGUUUUAUGAUACCAUUUGUUAUU
Messenger RNA from Aspergillus campestris IBT 28561, 2517 nucleotides. Its product is annotated as WD40 repeat domain-containing protein. The record is from RefSeq and is a predicted model, not a curated record. Gene Ontology annotation, molecular function: protein binding. The coding region runs from base 52 to 2415 and encodes 787 amino acids. NCBI's taxonomy places the organism in Eukaryota, Fungi, Ascomycota, Eurotiomycetes, Eurotiales, Aspergillaceae. The transcript has 2 exons.